GGAACACUAUCAAGACCCUAAGAAAGAAAAAUCUCAGAAAAGAAUUAGAGAACAAAAAAGAGAACGAACAUUACAAAUAACAAAUGAAUUUUUAAACAACUAUAGAACUGAGAAAAUAACCAAAAAAAAAAAAGUGACACCACCAACAACACCAAAAAACUUAAUAAUGAUGUUAAACAAAAAUAUAAAAGAGAUUAAAGACAAACAAGAAAAAGAAACUCAAAAUGAACAAUUU
Molecule: messenger RNA, 235 nt
Organism: Racocetra persica
Lineage: Eukaryota; Fungi; Glomeromycota; Glomeromycetes; Diversisporales; Gigasporaceae
Source: the annotation of a GenBank genome assembly